Cylicostephanus goldi is the source of this 261-nucleotide messenger RNA. The record is from the annotation of a GenBank genome assembly. Lineage: Eukaryota; Metazoa; Nematoda; Chromadorea; Rhabditida; Strongylidae.
UUGAGCCCCCAUAGUUUUGUGCUAAUCCCCAUUUUUCAGAUUCUGUUCCACAGUGCUUUUCAUCACGGUUACCAUCCUAUCACCCAUCUAACCAAAGGAUGUCCUGUGGAUAAGGAGUUCUGCCCUUUUGAGACGUUUGAACACCGAAGCCUCAAGUUUAUGCCGUCCAACAUUGAGAAAGAGUGUCAACGGAAGGAGAAAAGCAACCGAACUAAAUACACGCAUAGAAUCCGUAAUAAGAUGUGGCGAUUAGCAAUCUAA